UUUGUUCAUUGUUUAGACAAGAUUUACCAUAAUAACGGUGUAAAUCACGUACCGUACUCUUGACCCUACAGGGAUAAGCGCGUCUAUAACUUUUAUAGUCGACUUGUAAACAAAUGACACGAGUCACAUGACAACUGACACGAUCACAUGACAGUCAAUAGCCCUGUGGUGAUUUCAUUAAAGUUUUGUAGAUUUCAGGCUUCAUGUAGGGGGUUUCUGUGAGAAUGGCUGCACAUUGGUUUUUCCUUGGAUUCUUGUUGCUGAUUUUCGGUGGAAAAACAGAGACACGUUUAUCUGUGAAGGAAAAGCUCAAUAAUGAGCUCAUCCCAUCUCACAGAGACCUUGCUCCUGAUUUCAAGGAAAAGUAUUUUAAACAAGUUUUAGAUCACUUCAAUUACAACAGUCUUGGCAAUGGCACAUAUGAUCAGCGCUAUCUUAUUACAGAUCAGUACUGGAAGAAAGGCAGUGGACCCAUUUUCUUCUACACUGGCAAUGAAGGAGACAUAUGGGAGUUUGCACGGAAUUCAGGGUUCAUCACAGAGCUGGCAGCAGUGCAGGGAGCCCUGGUGAUAUUUGCUGAGCAUAGGUACUAUGGAAAGUCUCUUCCAUUUGGGAAGGAUUCAUUUAAUAUCCCUGAGGUGGGGCUGCUGACGGUGGAACAGGCCCUGGCUGACUAUGCAGUCAUGAUCACAGAGCUGAAGGAGGAACUGGGAGCCCAGAAAUGUCCCGUCAUCGUCUUUGGUGGAAGCUAUGGAGGAAUGUUAAGUGUUUACAUGAGAAUAAGGUACCCGAAUGUUGUGACUGGGGCAUUAGCCGCUAGUGCUCCUAUCCUGUCCACCGCAGGUCUUGGAGACUCUAGACAGUUUUUCCGGGAUGUUACCUCUGAUUUUGAGAAGUUUAACCCUGCCUGCAGAGAUGCAGUGCAAGGAGCUUUCCAGAAGCUAAACACUUUGGCCCAACAGAAAGACUACAGGCGCAUCCAGUCGGCCUUCUCCCUGUGUAAAACUCCCUCCACCCCAAAGGACAUUCAUCAGCUGAACGGACUCUUACGUAACGCCUUCACCAUGAUGGCCAUGUUAGAUUAUCCCUACAGCACUCAUUUCAUGGGCAGCAUGCCAGCCUUCCCUGUGAAGGUGGCGUGUGAAACCAUGCUGAAUGGCACUGAUCUUAUGUCGGCACUCAGAGAUACUGUCGGCAUUGUGUAUAAUUCCACUGGACAGCUCACAUGUUAUGACCUCUACAGUCUCUAUGUGGAGUGUGCCGACCCCACCGGCUGUGGCCUUGGCUUUGACAGCUAUGCAUGGGAUUACCAGGCCUGCACUGAGAUAGAGAUGUGCUAUGAGAGUAACAAUGUGACAGACAUGUUCCCACCUAUGACGUUCACCGAGCAGCAGAGGGAACAGUACUGCUUAAAGAGAUGGGGCGUGAUGCCGCGUCCAGGGUGGCUGAAGACCCAGUUCUGGGGCGACGAUCUCUCCACUGCAAGCAAUAUCAUAUUUUCCAAUGGUGAUCUUGAUCCUUGGGCUAAUGGAGGGAUCAGGAAGUCACUCAGUCCAUCAUUGAUUGCAAUCAGCAUACCAGAGGGAGCUCAUCAUCUGGAUUUAAGGGAGUCUAACCCUGCUGAUCCUGAGUCUGUGAUCGUGGCUCGGAAAAAGGAGUCAGAGAUCAUCGCUCAGUGGGUGAACGCAGCAAUGAAGGAGUCGUCAUGAGUUCAUUUUUAUGUACAAUUUAUUUCAACAUUGUAAACUUGUAAAAUAUUGAAUAAAUCCAUUUAUUUUCCACAGAAAUGGACAUUUAAAAGAUAUAUUCCAGAAAUAUGAAUUUGUCAAAAGAAAAGACAUAAUGUACAAGCUCACUCUCAUGUCUAAAUUGUCAUUUGUAAAUUGCCAGAUUGAACUGGGGUACUUGUAUUUGUCAUUAAAAGGAAUAUGUACAGCUGUACCACA
This is a messenger RNA of Labeo rohita (rohu), 1946 nucleotides long. RefSeq names its product dipeptidyl-peptidase 7 (gene dpp7). The coding region runs from base 225 to 1709 and encodes 494 amino acids. Gene Ontology annotation, biological process: proteolysis. The transcript has 13 exons. Gene Ontology annotation, cellular component: vesicle. Lineage: Eukaryota; Metazoa; Chordata; Actinopteri; Cypriniformes; Cyprinidae. The record is from RefSeq and is a predicted model, not a curated record. Gene Ontology annotation, molecular function: dipeptidyl-peptidase activity; serine-type exopeptidase activity.